This is a messenger RNA of Sporisorium graminicola, 4314 nucleotides long. RefSeq lists its product as uncharacterized. Gene Ontology annotation, cellular component: exosome (RNase complex); P-body. Lineage: Eukaryota; Fungi; Basidiomycota; Ustilaginomycetes; Ustilaginales; Ustilaginaceae. The coding region runs from base 1 to 4314 and encodes 1437 amino acids. The transcript has a single exon. The record is from RefSeq and is a predicted model, not a curated record. Gene Ontology annotation, molecular function: 3'-5'-RNA exonuclease activity; RNA binding.
AUGGACCGUUCAGAGAAUCACCGCGACCUUAACGCCGUCAGCAACCGUCUGGCCGCACAGACCGAUCACCUUCAAGGCCACUUGCAGCAGCAACUCAACCUCAACAGCGCCGGUCAGGCUCGCAACAUGUUUGCCUCCAGACCUGCCGGUCUCGCAAGUCUAGGCGAAGAUGCCGAAGCCACCUCCGAAGCCGGUCAUCCGUCCCAGUCUCAGUCGACAUACGCUCGUCAAGGUGGUCCUCGCUUUGCUGGCAACGCAGCUUUCCAGAGCGCCAUGGCUCGCCAUUCGAAUCAAUCCGGCAACGUUGCUCCACCCUCUUCUUCUGCCGAAUUUCGCGCCAAUCUAUCCCACCAGCGUCAGCUCAGUCUGCAAAGCCGCUUUGCUGAUCUCGGUUAUAACGUCGGUUCCGGUCUUGGUCCCAGUCCGAGUGAAGCGGACGAUAUGACUGAUGAUGGCGCAAGCUCAAUUGGGUACGGCGCCUCGUCCUUUGACCCCACGCGAGGCCAACGCGGCCACGUCUCUGACUUCAGCUUCAGCUCUUCUGGCACCGCUUCGCACCGUCGCACCGGCAGCGAUAUGAGCGGCAUGCUCUCCAACAGAGGCCAUCAGCCCGCAGCAAGUGUUGGCGGCAACUCUAACUCGCUGUCCGCUCAGAGCCAGAUGCUCGCCGAGCAGCAGAUUGCCUUGCAGCAACAGAUCGAGAUGCUGCAGCUCCAACAGCAGCAACUCAUGCAUUCGGCAGGCCUUCCUCAACAACCUCACGCAUCGGGCGCCAACCCGCUCAAUGGUGGCAAUCACAGCUUCGGUGGUCAUCGCCGCAUUCAGAGUCAUGCCCCUCGCUCGGGUCCCAUGGGCAGCUUCUCCACUGGCACCUCCUUCAACAGCGGCGGUCUCAGCAACUUUGCUUCCAGCCAGCCUGCCACUCAGGCUUCUAGCCUGCCGCGAGGUCACGGUCGCCGACACUCGGUCAACGUGCUUAACAAAGCUAAUCAGCAGCAGCAGCAGCAGCAGCAGCAGCAGCAGCAGCAACAACAACAACAACAACAACAACAACAACAACAACAACAACAACAACAACAACAGCAACAACAACAGCAACAGCAACAGCAACAGCAACAACAGCCGCAGCAACAGACACAACAACAGCAGCAGCCGCAGCAACAGCGCGGCUCUCCCAACGCAGACAACACGCAAUCCAACGGUCCCACCAUGCAUGCCAACCUGGACUUUUCCUUCCCAAGCACAGCCAGUGCCCAACGCACAGCUCAAGCUGCUUACCAACCUUCGCAGCCCACCGUCGGUCACUAUGCUCGUCCCUCUGCUCAGCUGACCGAUCUAUCGCCCGACUAUCUCAUGGCCGGUGGCGGUCUCGUCAGUCUCAACUCCUUUGGCAUGGGUGGCUCCAUGACCGAUCUCGCAGAUGGCUUUGGUGGUGCCGGUGCCGGUGCUGGCACUCCUCGAGCCGGCCACGCUCGUGUUAACAGCACGCAGUGGCGCAUGAACGGUGCACAGGCUCCUCAGCUCGUCGAUCUGGCUCAGGCGCAGGCUCAUCUUGCCAUGCUCCACCAGUUCCGAGAGUCGGCCGCUGUCACUGGCCACUACCGCGCCCCCUCUAUCGGCGGUGCUUUCAACCCCAUGGCAGGUGGUUUUCCGGCCCAUCAGUUCGGCGGUGGCAUGGGCGGUAAUGGUCCCGGUGCCGUUCAGCGCAAGGCUCUCUUUGGCAACUACCUUCCCCAAGGUACUCUGCCUACCCUCCUUGCCCACGGCAAGAUUGUCGUUGGGGUGCUACGCAUCAACAAGCGCAACAGGAGCGAUGCUUACGUGACCACCGAGGUGCUCGACAGCGACAUCUUCAUCAGCGGCUCUAAAGACCGCAACCGCGCUCUCGAGGGCGAUCUCGUUGCAGUCGAACUUCUCGAUCCUCUCGAAGUCUGGAACGUUAAGAAGGAAAAGGAGGACAAGAAGAAGCGCAAAGAAGAGCAGAACGGACAGUUCUCGCGCAAGCCUGACAAGGCCAAGGAUGAUCUCGAAGUGGAGGGUGCCCAGCUUCGACUCAUCGAAGACGAGGAGGAGACCGAGCAGAGCCCACCUCAGCUGGCCGGUCAUGUGGUCGCCAUCGUCGAACGCUCGCCCGGUCAGCUCUUCUCCGGCACUCUGGGCCUGCUCCGACCCUCGUCUGCUGCAACCAAGGAGAAGCAGCAGGCCGAGAGGGUGCAGCGCGAGGGUGCCAACGCUCUUGCUCCAGAGGUCAAGCCUCGCCCCAAGAUCAUCUGGUUCCGUCCCACGGACAAGCGUGUGCCCCUGAUCGCCAUCCCUGCUGACCAGGCACCCGAAGACUUCUGGGCCGAGGAGGGUCAGGAGAGCUUCAACAGUCGGCUCUUUGUCGCAUGUAUCAAGCGCUGGCCCAUCACGUCGCUCCACCCCUUUGGCGCUCUCGUCGAGGAGAUUGGUGUGAUCGGCAACGUUGAGGCCGAAACCCAGGCUCUGCUCAAGGACACGCUCAGCUCCGCCACCGAAGCGUUCACAGAGGGUGCACUCAAGUGUCUGCCACCUCUUCCGUGGAAGAUCUCCGAGAAGGAGUUCGAAACGCGCAAGGAUUUCCGCUCUCACCGCGUCUUCACCAUCGACCCUGAAACUGCCAAGGAUCUCGACGAUGCCGUGCACGUCGUACGCUUGGAGAAUGGUAACUUCGAAGUCGGUGUCCACAUUGCCGAUGUCUCGCACUUUGUCAAGCUCGGCUCGAGCCUCGACCGCGAGGCCCGCAAGCGCGGUACCUCGGUCUACCUGGUUCAGCGCGCCAUCCCCAUGCUCCCCCCCACGCUCAGCGAAGAGCUUUGCUCCCUCGUGCCUGACGUCGAGAGGCUCACAUUUUCCGCUGUGUUCACGAUGAACAAGGAUGCGCAGGUGGUGAACAGCUGGUUUGGAAAGUCAAUCAUCAAAUCGUGCGCCAAGCUCGCUUACGCGGAUGCGCAGAAGGUGAUUGAAGGCGGCGAGAUGCCCAAGGACAAGAUCAACGCACACCAGCCCAAGGAGAUCGCCGAGGACAUCCUCAUCUUGCACAAGCUCGCGCAGAAGAUGCGUGCCCGCCGAUUCGAGACGGGCGCCCUCCGCAUCGACAAUGUCAAGCUCAGCUUCAAGCUCGACGAGAACGGUCUGCCCACUGACGCCAGCAUCUACUCUUCGUACGACGCGCACCGAUUGAUAGAAGAAUUUAUGCUUCAGGCCAACAUGGCUGUUGCUCAGCAGAUCGCUGCUGGUCUACCGGACCUCGCGCUCCUUCGCCGACACGAGAAGCCGCUCGACCGACGUCUCGAAGGCUUCCUGCGUCGUGCCAAGUCGAUGGGUUACGACAUCGACAUUUCGUCCGGCGGCUCGCUGCACCGCAGUCUCAAGGAGGUUAAGGACGAUUCGGCUCGUCUGGCGCUCGAGGCCCUCGUGACCAAUGCCAUGACGAAGGCUAAAUACUUUUGCACGGGCAUGGUCGACAUUGCCAAGUACCACCACUAUGCGCUCAACGUGCCAGUCUACACGCAUUUCACAUCGCCUAUCCGACGCUACGCCGACCUGAUGGUGCACCGCCAGCUCGAGGUGGUGCUGGCCGAGCAGGACAAGUUCCCCGUCGACCGCGAGGCGAUGGCCAAGAUCGCGCAGCAGUGCAACGUGAAGAAAGAUGCGGCCAAGCUGGCGCAGGAGCAGAGUGCGCACCUGUUCCUGUGCUUGCUGAUCCACGACCUGACCAUGCGCUAUGGGCCCGUUGUUCGCUCGGCGACGGUGAUGGGGGUGCUCGAUGCAGCGUUUGACGUGAUCGUGCCCGAGUUUGGCAUCGAGAAGCGCGUGCAUGUGGACCAGAUGCCGAUCGAGAACCACACGUAUGACGAGCAGACCAAUGCGCUCUCGAUCUACUGGAAGGAGCACGUCGACGUGAUUGCCUGGCUCGCCGAGACGUCGGACGACGUACACGUAAAGAAGCUGCAGGAGGUGGCGCAGCAGCAUCAGAUGAUGGAGAUGACGUCGCAGUCGCAGACGGACGAGGCCGCGCUGUUUGCUGACGACGACGACGAAGACGACGAGACGUCGACGGCUGCCAUCAUCCGGCAGCAUAAUGUGGAAGCUGCCAAGGAGUCAGAACAGCGCGCAAAGAGUCUGAACAAGGCUGCGCUGCAGUUUGACGGUGUGCAGCAGGGGCGUGAUAACGUGCAGACGAUCCGCGAGUUGAUGCAUGUACCUGUGAUUGUGACUUCGGACAUGUCCAAGUCUCCGCCCGUGCUCAAGGUGUUUUCGGUCAACCCUUUCGCCGGUGGCCAUCAUCAUUAG